This is a messenger RNA of Lachancea fermentati, 768 nucleotides long. Lineage: Eukaryota; Fungi; Ascomycota; Saccharomycetes; Saccharomycetales; Saccharomycetaceae. The record is from the annotation of a GenBank genome assembly.
AUGGACUACAAGGAGGAGCAAUUGCAAGAGAUUGAAGUACUGGAAUCGAUUUAUCCGGAUGAAUUGACACAGGUGUCAACACAAUACCCCGGAGUGCGGUUCGAGGUGCGGCUGAAGCUGGAUUUGGUGCCGCACGAUGAUAGCUCUUUCACAGCCGACUCUCUGUCAGUAGACCACUAUCUGGUAGUGAAAGUUCAUCUGCCAGAAACGUAUCCAGAGGUAGUGCCAGAAGUUGAGAUUGAAUGUGAAGAAGAGCCUAAGGGUGGUGCAUAUGAUGAUGAAGAUGAAGACGACAACGACGAACCGGAGGAAAUCGAGUACGACGAACAUGGCAAUCCAAUUGAGGCCAAACUAACCAACUUGCCAGAUCAGAUACACUUUGAGGAGUACGCUGACACGCUGGUGUCGCAGCUAGAGCAACAAGCGGACGAGGACAUGCUAAUUGGCAUGCAAAUGUGUUUCGCCCUGGUGUCGUGGAUUAAGGAGUCUGCAGAACGGUGGUUCCAAGAAAGCCUCAGCAAACUCGAGCGUGAACACGAGCGCAAGCUACUGGAGCGUGAAAAAGAGGAGCAGAAGAAGUUCCAGGGCACCAAAGUGACACGCGAAUCGUACCUGCGCUGGCGCGAGCAAUUCCGCAAAGAAAUGGGACUAGACGAGCGGGACAGUGCACGUAGGCUGGCUGCACACAACGGUAAGCUUUCUGGUAGGCAGAUAUUCGAGCAAGGUCUAGACGGCAGCGAAGACGUGGACGAGGACCCGAAUGUGUAA